Messenger RNA from Paramecium octaurelia, 594 nucleotides. NCBI's taxonomy places the organism in Eukaryota, Ciliophora, Oligohymenophorea, Peniculida, Parameciidae. The record is from the annotation of a GenBank genome assembly.
AUGUUGGUUUAAAUAUCAGGUUUAAGUUAGAAAUAUUAAACUAUUGAGGUUAAACUUUCCAACCCCUACAACAACUUUUAUAGAAUUUCCUAAUUGAUAGAUUACAAUAUAAAAUAAUUUAAAAAAAAUUUAUUCAAUUUUUUAAUGAAGAUGAAUAUUCUUUUAAAAUACAAAAACUCUUAAUUAUAAAAAAAAAAAUAGGUAUUGUAAAGUUUACCUAGAUAGCAAAAACAAAGAUGUAUUUUCAUAAGCUACGAUAUAGAAAAAUCAAAGGCUUAGGCCUAGUUUUUCUUAUGGCAUUUCACUCUCCUUAUAUUAAAAUUAAAUUACAUCUAGGUGUUCCACCAGUUUAAGGAAUAAAUUAGGGGUUUGACAGGAACUUAUUGUACAUUUUACCCAAAAGCAUUUAACUUAGGUUCUUAAAGAGUAUAAUAUAAUGUCUAAUUUGGCCUAUCCUAAUAUGAUGUUUUAUUUAAUGAGACAACUAUAAUUUAGAUAAUCUAAUAAUUUCCUUUAAUUCUACUAGUGAUUAAGAUAUUGUUCUUCAGUUUUCAAUCUAAUGAGAAAGUGUUUCAGUUCCUUAAUAUAAAUUGA